AUGAGCCGCCAGUGGGGCGAUGCCAAGCCGACAGCCAGACGACAGCCAUCUCAUGCCAGGCAGCUCAAGCUGGUGGUUCAUGGGGACACCAUCCUAGAGGAGGACGUGAUCAGGGACUUCGAAGACCACAAGUGGCUGGACGUGGGCGAAUCCUAUUGGGAGAUCGAGGUGAAGGAAGUGAAGAAAGUGCGAAGGAAAGUCUUGAGGCGUUUUCGUCAUAACUGA
This is a messenger RNA of Durusdinium trenchii, 225 nucleotides long. The record is from the annotation of a GenBank genome assembly. NCBI's taxonomy places the organism in Eukaryota, Dinophyceae, Suessiales, Symbiodiniaceae.